UCCAGCAGCCAACGCGCAACAUAUACACACCGGGCACCAAUGCUGUCACGACUUCAUUAGUCGCAAGGUCCGACAUCUCCUAGCGCGUCCGAUACUUCACGACAUAGUACAUUACCAUGAACUAGGUUCUCCAAACAUACGCACAGAAACUGUUCAGUAUUUAAAGGCAAACAGACGGGAUAGCUCCUUAUAAACUUCCAGGUACUUCACAACUAUCGUAGUGUUAGUAUGGUUACAUUACAUACAAUUUUACUCUAACAUAAAAUGUAUUUCCCCGCGUGAAUUAGAUUGUAUGUUAGUAAUCAGGCGACUGCAGAUCUAUAUAUCUAAAAACAUUUAUAAAAAGUAUAAAUUUAGUGUAAUAAACAUAUGGGCUUCUAUGUUAAUGAAAAUGUGUAAUAUUUCAAAACAUGUCAAUAUGUCGAUAUCAGUGAAUCUGUGAAUACAAAUGAGUGACAUACUUAAGUCAGUUGAACGGUGUCCGAGAGUGAAUAUACAACAUUAUCUUCAUAAAGUACGGUAUUAAAACUUUCUUGAAUAACUUUUAUAAAUUAUUUAUAAGUGAAACCGAAUAUCUGCUGAAUAAUCUGCUGAUAUUACGCAUAUCAAAGAAGAUUUUAACUCCCCGAGAAAAUAAUCAAGAACGUGGGUAAACGGAAGAGAGCUGAACAGAAACAACGAAGAAGGACAGAUAUAUUCUUCACAUUAGAUCCUGUAACCAUGACAACGGACGAUACUGGGGAGACGAAACAGAGGAGGAAAUUGAGGGUCACCUAACCACUUUGACAUCACGUGUGCCAAGAAAUUCCAUGUACGGAACCUGAAAACCUGUACUCGCGUUGCGACAAAACACGUGACAAGAUUUGGAGUAGCUGAGAAAAAGGAACGAGAUGUGGACAACCAGUACAAGAAAACGACAACAAACUUACAACAUUGUGAGGAACAAGAAGACUAAAAGAAACUUUGUACAGAAAGUCAGACAAUUGUAUGUGAUUACACAAAAAGCUGUUGACGUAAUGCAAUAACCCAAGGCACAUUCGCGCAAGGGCAGUAUGUCAACGUGAAACGUUGCCGUUUCCACCGCAACUCGACCUGCAAUUGGUCAUGAAAAUUAAACAUAAUAAAAAACAAGAAGACGUUUUGAAAAAAAAAAUUGAAUUAUAAGUCUAAGAAGGACAUAUAAUAGAUUUAAAAACUUAGCCAGAGCGCUGUCUUAAAUCUAAUUACUCAGCAGGAAACAAACCUCAUUUUAACACGCGUGAGUGACGUGUAUGUUUGAAGGUGAAAGUUCAGUGACGUGUGUAUAAGCUUCCUGUAGCUUUCAGGGACACCAUCCAUGAGUUAACUCAUCGGAAGUGACGGUUUCCUCCUUCAUAUUGGAACGCUUUCUAAACAAGUCUCAAGCCAAGUAGUUCAACACUAAUACACUGAAAUAGUCAGCAGAACUGAGCGUAUACCGAUUGUAACACGGGCAUGAAUCUCUCCUUUUAAUUUACUGAAAAUUAAAAGAACUUGUUUGUGAACUAUGCAUACCGUUUUAAACAUCAUCAAGGUUGCUGCUAAGCUUAGGUGGAAUGUUCAUGUAAACACGUUUCGGAGAUUAAUUUAAAUUAUUUCCUGGCUUUUUAAAAUUACGUUCCUCUAAGAAGGAAAGAAUAUUAUUUUGUUUUUAAUAUUAUACGUUAUUUGUCGUAACUGUUUCUUUGAAUACUAUAAAAAUAAGAAAUAACCUGGAUUUAUUGUCUGGUGUGUGACGUCAGAGUAGUAAAUAAUAAUCAAGUGUUACUGAGAGACUGUGAUGAAAUGGAUUUUAGUUUUACGAAAACAUUGGGAUCUGUUAUAAAACCGAGUGAGGAAGGAAAUGUUUUCACUGACACAAUGUAAUAAUGUCAUAUCCAUUUCGCUAACACAAACAUAAAUAUGCAUGUUUGAAAUAGAACAUUACUCCUGCUCGAACACUAUAUUUCACGUGGAAUAUCUAAAAACGGAUCAUUUAAAAAUAAUUCUUAGACCUAUAAGGUAGUGAAACAAUGACAGAAAUCGUGUUAAUAUAUUCUUACUUCGGUAAGGGAAUACAUGUAAUUUGUUUCAACUCAACAUCACCAAGUUAGUAAGUGCAACAAUCUGUAAGCGCCAACAUGAAGCCAAGUGUUAUAGAAAAGAACUUACGAUACGGCCAACAAGCACAUCUGAUCAGAAUAUCAUAGUCAAAUAUUCCAUUUACAUUGAGUCAAUAUGGAAACGAUAAUCGAUACGAAUAUCAUUUCGGACAUGGAAAACUUUCUGGCCGAAACCAACGUCACGGUUAUGCCGACACUGCUGGGCACGGCCAAUGGCACAAACUCGACCCAGAUCCCGUACGUCGACUAUUCAGAACGACCCGAGACCUACAUCGUACCAGUCCUGUUCGCGCUUAUCUUCGUAGUCGGUGUCCUUGGCAACGGUACCCUGGUGCUGAUCUUCAUACGUCACCGCAACAUGAGAAACGUCCCAAACACAUACAUCUUCAGCUUGGCUCUGGGAGACCUCCUGGUCAUAAUCACUUGCGUUCCAUUCACAUCCACGGUAUACACAGUCGACUCCUGGCCUUACGGUGAACUGAUCUGCAAACUGUCGGAGUGUGUCAAGGACAUAUCGAUAGGUGUCUCUGUGUUCACGCUAACUGCCCUAAGCGCAGAUCGCUUCUUCGCUAUUGUAGACCCUAUGAGGAAACUACACACAGGAGGUGGGGGCCGCAGAGCUACAAGACUGACCAUAUUGACAGCUAUUUUCAUCUGGAUACUGGCCAUCCUGUGUGCAAUGCCAGCUGCAAUAGCAUCUUACAUAAGAGUAUUCAAAAUCAGCGACACGAAAAGUUUCAAUGUCUGUUAUCCAUUCAGAGUUUCAUGGGGUGAAUUGUACGCUGAGUCCAUAGUGAUCGCCAAAUUCAUCAUAUACUACGCCAUCCCACUGAUAAUAAUCUCAUUCUUUUAUCUUCUUAUGGCAAGGCAUCUCAUCCUUAGUACCAGAAACAUGCCUGGGGAGAUUCAAGGUCAAGCAAGACAGGUCAGAGCUAGGAAGAAAGUUGCAAAAAUGGUUCUUGCCUUCGUCAUAGUCUUUGCCGUAUGUUUCUUCCCUCAGCAUGUUUUCAUGCUGUGGUUCUACAGCGACCAGAAUGCUGCUAUGGAACAGUUUAAUGGUUUCUGGCACGCUUUUCGUAUCAUCGGAUUCUGCCUGAGCUUCAUCAACUCGUGCAUCAAUCCUAUAGCACUGUACUGUGUCAGCGGUACUUUCAGAAAACACUUCAACAGAUACCUUCUGUGCAUCUGCUGCAAGAGCGCUUCAGGGGGCGGUCGGGGGCGUAGUGUAGGUGGAACCAAUAGCUGCAGAGCCAGUUUCACCAGUAGAAGACAUCUGGGAACAAUGUCGUCAAGACGGUAUGCUACUUGCACAAAGUCUACGUGGGAUUCAACCACUAUCGCACACUACAACACUGCUACAAGGAAGCAUACUCUUGCAAGCCAGCCAACUGAGGAGAUUAGUAUCACAACCUUCAUGAACGGAGGCUUGCUGGGAGGUAGUAAGGAAAUGAACAUAGAGAACUAAUAGGAAACAUAUCAAGUAAAGACAUAAUUAAUUUCCCCGUACUACAAGUAAAAUAAUUACUCCGAAUUAUGACGCUUCAUGUUUCUGUGGUUAAAUUGCAGGUUUUAGCUGCAGAACAUAGGCGAAAUCUUAAAAAAAAUUAAGCUUUUGUUGUUGUGGGUUGCAGAAACUUUCAGUGAAGCCACCAAACACGGUUCGGUACCGUUAAUUAUUGCUGCACUGAAACUUCUAGAACAGAAUUUUGCUUCAGUGGAAGUACAUAUCAUAUUCCACUCAGGGCAGGCUUUAAAUAUCUUAAAUGUCUAAUGAAAAUUAUUUUAUAUCUUACACAGAAGGAUACGAAUCUCUUGGAGUGAUCACUUAUUGAAAGUAUAAGCGUGACAUUAGGAAAAGAUUAACAUACCUCACUUGUCCACUUGCUUUGAAGUUGAAGGAAAGGGAAAAUCGUAAUAUAAACAUUAUAUAAACAUUCUCAACUUAUGGCAAAUACUUAUAAAACCGUUGCGAAUCAAGCGAAAUACAAAAGCAUAUACAUCAGAUCUGUUUAACUGACUCGACAUUUAAAUAAACAGAACAGCAUACUGUAUUUAACUGUUCUAAAUCGUGCUAAACGUAGACAACAAAAAUUGAAACUAAAGAGAGAGUAAGCGUUGGUAUUUUUUUUUCUGGUCUGGUGCCAGGUAGAGACUAUGAGAAUUGUUCUUCCAUCGUUAAAUAAUCCAGUCCCUUGUGCAGUAUAUUCCGAAGCAGACACAUAACUAUCGAGAGAGAGUUAGGUGGACAUAUAGGGUGCAAUUAAUACAUAUCGCUAAAGCUUGUGAAGAAAUGGGGCGAUGCGCCGUGCUCUCAACUUAAUCCGAUUGUAAACUUUACGGUAAAUCACAUUCAUCUAGUAGUAUGUGUUUUGUCACUAAACACGUUCUCUUAACAUCGGAAAUCCAGGAAGAAUUAGAUUUAAAGUUGUUAUGGCUCGAAAUAUGAUUAUAUGGCGUUUUAAAUGAAUACAGUGACUAAAAGUGACUGGUUUGCCAACUACAGUCCGAAACAGUUUUGGCCGGGAAAAGUACCGUAAUUAGAGUCAAGAAAUCCGUGACUUGAAUGAUACGCAUCUGGCAGAUUCAUGGCACGUCUUAUUACAGUACAACACAGAGUUCCAUGUAAUGUGCGUUGUGAUUCGUAUUAUUCAAAAUUAAACCCGAGGAAAUGUGGAAACGGAACGGGGUUGUUAUACUUAAGUGGUAUAGUUCUCGGUCACUGUUCCCCGUAUCAAAAUGAUUUAUUUCAAUGUAAAGCAAUGGGAAAAAUAAGACGGUACAGGAAUACGCAGGUACUAAGAAUGCGUAAUUACGAUACAAAACUUUUGUACGUAUAAGAAAUAUCUGUUGCAAAUUGUCACUGAAAAUAUGUUGCUGUUAUUGGGAUUCUCCUCUGAAAAGACCACUGAAGAUCUCCGCUCGGCUUACUGAUGAGGAAGGAGACAACUGAUGUUCUGUACAAGUAAGGCCAACGUACCAACUUUUACAGCACCAGAAUAUAUUAUCUUCCAGCAAACCUCAUAUAAUAAAGGUUAAAUGAGAGUUGUGAUACAUCUUUUCACAUUCGAGUGUUCUAAUGUAUUUAAUUUUUGUUGUUUUCUUUGAAGAGAAAACAGACCCAAUCCAUGAAAAGUCUUUAACCGAAUAGUUUAUACAAUGACGAUGCCAAAACAGUGUCAAAAAUCUUCUGAUAUCAAACAGGAAAAACGCAUAGCUUUACUUCCUUGCUGUUGUUAGAAAUUUUGAAUUCAAAGAAGGCUGCGGCUCUUGUUUAUGAGAUCCCAGAAUUCCACAUAUCGUGGUUCUGAAGGUUUGUGCAAACGUUACGACAUCGUAACGAGAGUACUUUCUUUGGACAUAGGUAAGAAAGAUAUGUAACAGUAAUUUUUUCUAUAAAUAUUAGGUUUUUGGACAUUUUCCAUUGUUUUGUCUAUAUCUGAAAACUGUCCUGUUUAUUUUUCGAAACAACGUUUCAGAGGCUGGAUUCUGUCUCCGUCUUCAGGUGAAACCUGAAAUAAUUCCGGACUGGUCCGGAGAGAGGAACUAGCUCUUUCGAUUGGGCCCAAUUGAGUAGGUUUUGCCUGAAGACGGAGACAGAAUCCAGUCUCCGAAACGUCGUGUUUUGAAAUACAAACAGGGCGGUGUUUUUAUACAGAGACAAGACAAUGGAUACGUCCAGAAACACAAUAUUUGCACCCAUGUAAUAUCGUCACAAACAUUUAGAACUUAUUAAUAAUUUUUCUGCUUCACUAGUCUCUCCAAUAAAGUUUAUAUCUGUUUCUUUCACAUAUAUCACUUAGUUCACCUCCACAAGAGCCCAGUCAUAAGGACUGAUUUUAUCUUAUAUGCGCCAUGAAGAACAUAAUCAUUCGCCUCUACCUUAAAAUGGAGAAGAAACCAAUUUCCGAACUGUAGUAUAUCUUGAAGAAAGUUGUCUUCUGGGUUUAGGCACCGUGUAUUCUUCGUUUUGGCCGACGUUUCGGA
Messenger RNA from Cryptotermes secundus, 6104 nucleotides. RefSeq names its product neuropeptide CCHamide-1 receptor. Bases 2236 to 3585 code for a protein of 449 amino acids. Gene Ontology annotation, cellular component: membrane. Gene Ontology annotation, biological process: G protein-coupled receptor signaling pathway. Lineage: Eukaryota; Metazoa; Arthropoda; Insecta; Blattodea; Kalotermitidae. Gene Ontology annotation, molecular function: G protein-coupled peptide receptor activity. The record is from RefSeq and is a predicted model, not a curated record. The transcript has 3 exons.